Messenger RNA from Salpingoeca rosetta, 2088 nucleotides. RefSeq lists its product as uncharacterized. Bases 1 to 2088 code for a protein of 695 amino acids. The transcript has 2 exons. Gene Ontology annotation, molecular function: protein binding. Lineage: Eukaryota; Choanoflagellata; Craspedida; Salpingoecidae. The record is from RefSeq and is a predicted model, not a curated record.
AUGCUGACAUCCAUGCCGUUGCCGGUGGGGUCUCAGUGCAACAGUGACUACCCACUGCAAGACCACCACCAUCAUCGCCUUUAUCCGCAACACCAGGCACCAACCAUACAACAGCACCAACACAACCAUGCCACGAACAAGCAGCGGCUGUCCCAGGGUACCUUCUUCAACACACAUGCAGACGACGCGUUAUCCCGCUCACACCUCAGCAGCACCAAGGGUGCAGGCACAAUCGGGCACAGCAAUAGCAGCGCCCCUGGCGCUGAAACGCCAUUCUCAGCCGCAGCCCGACUGGCACUCUUGCAAGACGUGGAGACGACAUCAGCUCAACACGAGGAUGAUACCAGUACUUCACAGCAGAACCGCCGGCACCGCAAUGCCAAGCAGCGAUGGCAGCACCAGCAUCAGCAGCACCAACAGGGGUUUCGGUGCACGUCCCGGGCAGAGAUGCAGCAGCAUGCUGAAGCGGCGCUCAGGCUGUUUGCGGUUACGGAGACACCUGCAGCCGUGGCAAGCACGCUGCAGGCCAUGGAGACAGCAGGCAUCGCGCUGGACGAGGAGCACGUGCACCAGCUUGUGCGGUGUUACGCGUUUGCAGGCGACACAGAGCGCGUGCAUGCCACGCUGCGUGUGCUCGCGGCAGGGCACCACAGCCCCUCCCCUGCCCUGUGGACAACUGUCAUGUCGGCGUACGAGCCGCCAAUCACAAACGAGAAGCUCAUCGCGCUCGGGCAGACACUUGAUCUUUUCCUGUUCCCCGAAGCACAAUCAGCAUCCCUAGCCGCGGGCGACGAAGGCAUCCCCUACAGCAGCCCACGCGGCAGCAGUGGCAGUGGUGCGUUGGUUGGCAGCAUCGAUGACAUUGGUGUGCUGCGCGACCAGGUGGAUCCCGCGCACCUGCUGCAGCAGCCGCUGCUGUCGCGGUACAUCCUCAAGCAUGCGCACGCGCGGCUGCCGUCUGCCCCGCCCGUCGAGCUGUGGGACCAGGUGGUGUGGUGCUAUGCGCUGUGCAAGGAGCUGUCUGCGGCGCGGGCCCUCCUGCAGACGAUGCGGCAGGCCGGCGUGGAGCCAACCAUGGACACGCACGCGUUUGUGAUGAUGGCGCACGGGCGCGCGUACGAGGCAGAUAUGGCACUGGCCAUGUUCGACUCGCUGCAGCGGCAGCACACGCGGCUGUCGCUGUCUGUGUACCUGUGCAUCAUGGACGCCCUGGCACAGACGGCGCAGCCGCAAGAGGCACGGGCCGUGUUCGACACCAUGGUGCGCAGCGGCAUCGCGCCCACCACCACCGCAUACAACAAGCUCGUCAAGGCCUAUGCGCACAGCCGCAGCCCCGAGCUUGCCGCGCGUGUGGUGGACACGAUGAGGGGGGAUGGCCUCCUGCCCAACGAGACGACGUACCGGUGUUGGAUGUACGGGUACGCCCGCACACGCGACCCGGCCGGCGCCGAGGCGCUGCUGCACGAGAUGCAGCUGCACGGCAUGCAGCCGUGUGCGCAGACGUUCAACAUCCUUGUGUACUGCUACGCAAUGGCCGGGGAGGUGGGCACUGCCCGGGCUGUCAUCGACCGCAUGAUCGAGUGCGGGGAGAGGCCGCUCACCGUCUCGUUCAACGUGCUCGCAAACGCAUACGGGCGCCAGCACAACCUCGAUGCCCUGCGCGCGCUGGUGACGGACAUGGCUGAGGCGAAUGUGGCGCCCAACUUGGUGACCUACAACACGCUCAUCAAGUCGUUCUGCAUGAACCACCAGGUUGACAAGGCGGAGGCGACGGUUGGCCGCAUGAUUGAGUCCGGGCUCGCCGGCGACCUGUCCACCUGGGGCGCCCUUGCAGGCGCGUAUGCACGCAAGGGCCACAUCGACAGCCUCCUCCUCACAUUUCGCCGGUGCAUCGCAGGCGGCUGCUUGCCAAAUAAGCAGAUGUUCGACAUGGUGGUGUUCCUCCUGUCGCGCGCGUCUGUGCCCGAGGCCGAGCGGUUGCACACCAUCACGACUAUUGCACACAUGAUUGUUGAUGCGGCGCAGGACGACCCAGACGCAAACCGCGCCCUCAUCCAACACUGCUUGCACAGCGUCACGGCGUCGUAG